UAGUGAUCUGUGUUAUAUUAUUCUGCGACAGUUUCAAUCAGAUCCGUCAAUCAAAUCUAUGGUAAUUUUGAGUAAUUAUUGUCAAAAGAUACUUUAAUUUAUUUCUAAUCCUGACCCGUUAAUUUAGAAUAACCCUAGAAAGUUAGUAAUAAACGUGCAAUUUAGCGAGUUAUUUAGAGUAAUAUCUCAUGUAUCUGGAUGAAUUUUAGACGUAUUUUGUCUAAGGGCUCUCUAAAAUCUUCAUCUUCCUCAGGCAAAAGUAAAAUAGAUGAAUUGAAAAAGCUGCAAGACGAAAUUGAAUCACUCAAACUUAAUAUAUCUUCAUUGAAAGUGUUAUUAGAUAAUAGGGACGCCGCAUUAGGGAAAAUUGCGUGUGAAAAAGAAAAACUGUAUGUUAGACACAAAACUUUGUUAAGAGAAAAUAAAUAUUUACACCAAGAACUAGUCGAUGAGAGAACAACACAUUCAAAAGAAAAAGAUUUUCUGUUGAAAAACAUGAAAAAGCUUUCGUUGAAGUUAGCAAACAGUGGAAAAGAUUACGUAUCAGAAGAAGAAGAAGUUAUUUCAACGUUACAAAAUGAAAUGAAAUCUAAAGAUGAAGUUAUACAUAACGUGUGUACUAAAUAUAUGAAGCUGAGGAAAAGUAAAAAAGAGCUUCAACAAAAAUUUGAAGCUCUACAAGUUCAAACGCAUGAAAUAUUUAAAUCCAUAAUAACAACCUUAGAGGAUAACAAAAAUGCAUUGGAUUCAGUCUUCGAAGAGCUAAGAAACAAAAUUAAUCCAAGUCAUAAAAAAUAUAUUAAGUUGUUGAAAGUUAACGCCGAUCUCAAUUUUGAAAAUACACAGUUGAAGCUGUUUCUCAUUGCUAAGAAUGAAUUACGCAGUGGCGAUAAGGAAGCUGGAUUAUCGGGGAUAAAAGGCCCUCAGUGUUCCCAUACACAUGAUCAGUUGAAAACUCAUAAAAACUGUCAUCAAGAAAGGUCGACAAGCCCUACAGAAAAGCUUUAUAAACCUAGUAAAACAAAUGAAUCUAAAUGAGUUGAAGUCUUUAGUAAGCUUAAGAAUAAUAAUGCUUUUAUCAGUAGAUAUAGAAGAAAAAAUCUUUAUAGAUCGAUGUCAGACAGUUUACUACCUAAAAAUUUUUAUAAGUGACAUGUAGUUAUAAUACGUUGUUGAUUAAAAUUGUAUUUUAUUAUAAUACUUCAUUAUUUUAUUUGUAAUAUCCUGUUAUUUCUUAGUUAUAAUUUUAAUUUAAUUAUUAUUAUAUUAUGUAUUACACCCAAUCAUAAGUCCAAUAAAUUCUUAAGUCUUCAUUUGUAUAAGUAAUUCAACCUUUGUUUGCUGUGACU
Bicyclus anynana (squinting bush brown) is the source of this 1349-nucleotide messenger RNA. RefSeq lists its product as uncharacterized. Lineage: Eukaryota; Metazoa; Arthropoda; Insecta; Lepidoptera; Nymphalidae. The record is from RefSeq and is a predicted model, not a curated record. The transcript is spliced from 4 exons. The coding region runs from base 199 to 1038 and encodes 279 amino acids.